Molecule: messenger RNA, 492 nt
Organism: Necator americanus (New World hookworm)
Lineage: Eukaryota; Metazoa; Nematoda; Chromadorea; Rhabditida; Ancylostomatidae
Exons: 5
Coding region: 1-492 (163 amino acids)
Source: RefSeq, a predicted model, not a curated record
AUGAACUAUGACAACCGCAGCUCGACAGUGAAUGGUCACUGGAAACAGUUCUCUGCGAAAGUUCAGCUGGAACAGCUUGGUUCUAAGAAGCAAAUGGCUUUUGCUGAUGCUCUGAGAUGUCCCCACAUUCCUCCUGCCAUAAACAAAAUAAGACGAGCAAAUCAAGGUCGUCGUGCCGCCGAGCAGCUGAAAACGGAGAACAUGGAUAUAGAUAUCCUAGAGCUCGCAGAGGAGAAGCUCAUUAUUGAACGGCCAAUUUCAUCGGACUUCGUUGAAAUGAUCGUCUCGCAGAUCACGUUUCAGUCCGUGAAUCUUAGCCUUCAAGUGAGACCAGGCCGGAUCUGCGAAGUUUGCAGAGUGGUUGACCGUCUCGAGGGUGCAGCUAAGAUACAAGAAGUGAAAAAGGAAAAAUUGGUACUCGAUCUCGAUUCGAUCUCGGUCGAGGCAUCUAUCACAACACCAGGAAGAUCAUGUGAAAAUAGUGCGUUAUGA